This is a messenger RNA of Salpingoeca rosetta, 3350 nucleotides long. RefSeq lists its product as uncharacterized. The transcript has 4 exons. Lineage: Eukaryota; Choanoflagellata; Craspedida; Salpingoecidae. The record is from RefSeq and is a predicted model, not a curated record. The coding region runs from base 1 to 3297 and encodes 1098 amino acids.
AUGCUGGCUGAAUUGCCACUGGAUGACGUGGAGCAGCUCGAGCAAAACCUCUUGGGCAACGGAGACAAUGGUGAUGACGAGGAGGAGAUGAGGAACACAGACGAACUGCAUCAGCAGCAGCAUCAACAGCAGCAGCAGCAGCAACAGGAGCAAUCGGGUGAGGAAUUGCGACGAAGACGCCAAGAGAACGAAGCGUGGCGGCAGGCGGCCCUCGCGUGUGUCCUGAGAAUUGCAUCCGUGUGUAUCGGUGCGUUGCAGUUGAAACAGCACAACACCAGCGCCAGCGCCACUGCUACUGCAACUGGCGCUAGUAACAGAAACCUGACGCAUCCACCAAGGCGAGCACAAAGAACAGCAGCAAGAACAGCAGCAGCAAGAACAGCAGCAGCAAGCGCAGCAACAACCUCCACCAAUGCACCCAUGCCAAACCACGCCGUGCACAGGCCCGCACCACCACCACCACCACCAUCAUCAUCAACAGCAGCAGCAGCAGCAACAGCAGCAGCAGCAGCAGCAACAGCCACGUCACCAUCGACUCCGUUCCCCUCGUGUGCACCCGUACCGGAGACGGUGGAGGUCUUGACACCGUCGCUGCCAGAUGGUGUUGAGCCACAGUGGCUGCCAACGAGCCUGUUGCGGCAAGUGCUUGACAUUCUGGCAACGUGUCUUGAUCUGGAGACGGCAGAUGCUCGCCUCAGGUCCAUUCGCGCACACGUGGACUGCCGGCCCACAAGUCCGCUGUAUCUCGCCAAGGACCGCUUCACACGCCAGCUGCCACUCGUCUUCCUGCGCUGUCGCUGCGACCUUCAAGGCGCAAUUGACAUGACGCAACCGGACGAUUUGUCCGCUGUGGCGUGCGCGCUCGUGGCCGGCAUGUUCGACGGGUCCGCGCGAGACGAGGACUUGGUGGUUCUCUUUGACGCGUUUGCUCACCACUGCACGCACCUCAUGUCAGCCAGUUACACGACCUCGUCGCCCGCACCUGCAACAACAUCCACAACCACUGCAACCAAUGCCAAAACAGCGUCUACAGACACAACAACAACAACAACAACAACAACACCUCCCUCGACCACCACCACCAACAGCAGCAGCAGCACCACCACCACCACCACCACCACCACCACCACCACCAACAGCAGCACCACCACCACCAGCAGCAGCAGCAGCAGCACCACCACCAACAGCAGCAGCAGCAGCACCACCACCACCACCAGCAGCAGCAGCAGCAGCAGCAUUGGUGCCGGGUCGCUGUGGCCGCUGCACCGGCGAUCGUCAAUGCUUCGCGACCGCCACAUUGAGCUCGCCUUCCAGCAGCGCGCGGCCGCGUUUGCACACGUCGUGCGCUGGCUGUGUGCUGGCCAGGUGCGCCGCGCCCUCGCCCCGUUCACACUCGCGCAGGUAAUUGGCCGCGUGGAUGCGAUCGCUGAGACGUCACGCCACGACACGUCACCGGCAGCGCAGGCACACCACACGGGCUGUUGUGUCCGCAUGGUGGCCCUGCUUAUGCAGCACGCCUCUGACGCAAUCUACCGGCGUGACGGCGAGUGCCUGUUCCCCGCGCUCAUCCACAAGUACCUGGAAGCGAAGCCCGAGUCUGUUGUGCGCAAGGAGGCGGGGCGGGAGGUUGAUCAUUUCGUCAUGCCGGCGGCGCUGCAAGGGAUUGCAUCCCUUGAUUUCAUCAACGACUCGUACCUGCGGCGGAUUCUCGUGCGCGAUGUGUUUGGCGCGUACUUUGAGGCGCUGGCCUGCUCCGUGUGCUCCGGGUUCGGCGACAACACGACGCCAGCGUGGACCGGAGACGCGCGUGUGCGGUACUCAGCGCUCGUCAACCAGCGUCUCCACUCGUUUGCGUCUGUCAUGCUGGCGUGCUCACCGACGGGACAUGGCAGUGGCGGCAAUAACGGCAAACAUGGCGAGAAGCAGCGGACAGCAGCUGGAAGCACAGCAGCAACAGCAACAACAGCAGCAACAACAGCAACAGCAGCAACAACAGCAACAGCAGCAACAGCAGCAACAACAGCAGCAACAGCAACGACAAUUGCAACAUCAGAAGGUGCACACCAUCCGCCGCAGCAGCCGCCACGAGCAGCCCCAGCACCGUCAUCAUCAUCAUCAUCGUCGUCGUCGUCGUCGUCGGCAUUACCACAUGUGCGGUUUGAUUGGCGGGCGGAGCAGCGUCGCGGCCAGAUGCGCCGGUUUUUCCUCGGCGUUCUCCUGGCCGAAUAUCUGAGCGAGCACGCCACCGCCCACCCCACGUUCCCGCUCCUUGUGGCGAAUGUGAAGGAUCUUGUGGACCGCCUGCUGUGGGGACACAGUGCGGCUGUUCGCUCGCUCGUCGCCGGGAUGACACGCGCGGUGGUUGAAGCGCAGGGUCGUGGUGCUGUGGCGGCAGGACCGGGGGUGACGGCCGCUGGUGUGGACGGGGAGCGUGAAUUGAGCGAUCACGUUGGUGGAAGCGGGCAUGCAGACGAACGGCGAGCAUCAACAACGCGACCACCAAAGGCAGCAACAACAACAACGAGUUCGAGUACUGCAACAACAGCAACAGCAGCGCCUGUGUCGUUGUCACCGCAGUUGCGUCAGGCCAUUGUGGAGCGUGUGCGUGUGCUCAAGGCGCUGAUCCUCAACUAUGAGAAGGACGCUGUGCUACUGUUAGAGUCUGUGUGCCCGUGCAUUCGCCGUGUGGCGGACAAACCGGGCUCUCGGUCCACGCUGAUGCACCUUUGUGGCGGCGUGUUGUUGAAGCGUCACCAGCAGAUACAACAGGCACUUUAUCAGUGCUCUCUUCUCCUGCACCGCAUCGACAGCAGCCAAGCGCCAAUCACCACCCCAGUCAUGGACAAGCUGCUGCCGAGCCUGUGCGCGUACAUUGCUGGGGAGUGCCUGUCUGAUAUGCACGCCCACCUUGGUGUCGAGAGCCAGCUCCCCGUCGGCACGCCAGACAGCCGCCAACUGCGCAAACUCCUCAACAACGUCAUGCAGCUCAUCCCAGAGAGCCCGUUUGUACAGCGCAUGCGUCGGGACCCUGCCAACCGGCGCGUGCUGUGCCGCUGCGCACACCCGCGCCGGGCCGCGCUGACGAUACUGGAGUGCCCUGUUGUUGUGUUUGUUGCCCUCAAGUAUAUGAUGGCGCUGCCGCAGGGCCUGCCCCACGUGGAAAACGCCAUUGCCGUCAUCACCCAGCAGCUCGAUCACGCGACGCGGCAUGCGGCUGCCAAGGUGGUGCAGGAGUUGAAGCAGGCAAGCAUCGCUGGUCUCGGGCUUCCACACGAAAACAUCCACAGCCAGCACUGAACCCUUAUCUGACCAUCGAAUCGAAUACAUUCAUUAAACUGCCAAAUAACCGC